AUGACGACAGCUGUGUUUAUGUCCACCUGUCUCAACCUGUUUCUGUCUGUAUCCACCUGUGUCUAUCUGUGUCCACCUUCUCUCGCCUGUGACUCCGGCGUCUAUCUGUAUCCACCUCCACUCGCCUGUGACUCCGGCGUCUAUCUGUGUCCACCUCCACUCGCCUGUUACUCCCGUUCGUACCUGUGUCCUCCAGUGUCCUCCUGUGCCCACCUGUUUCUGUCUGUGUGCACCUGUGUCUAUCUGUGUCCGACUCCAAUCAGAUGUUACUCCUGUGUGUUCCUGUGUUCUCCAGUGUCCUCCUGUGCCCACCUGUUUCUGUCUGUGUGCACCUGUGUCUAUCUGUGUCCGACUCCAAUCAGAUGUUACUCCUGUGUGUUCCUGUGUUCUCCAGUGUCCUCCUGUGCCCACCUGUUUCUCUCUGUGUGCACCUGUGUCUAUCUGUGUCCGACUCCAAUCAGAUGUUACUCCUGUGUGUGCCUGUGUCCUCCAGUGUCCUCCUGUGCCCACCUGUUUCUGUCUGUGUGCACCUGUGUCUAUCUGUGUCCGACUCCAAUCAGAUGUUACUCCUGUGUGUUCCUGUGUUCCCCAGUGUCCUCCUGUGCCCACCUGUUUCUGUCUGUGUGCACCUGUGUCUAUCUGUGUCCGACUCCAAUCAGAUGUUACUCCUGUGUGUGCCUUUGUCCUCCAGUCUCCUCCUGUGCCCACCUGUUUCUGUCUGUGUGCACCUGCGUCUAUCUGUGUCCACCUCCACUCGCCUGUUACGCCUGGGUGUGCCUGUGUCCUCCAGUGUCCUCCUGUGUCCACCUGCAUCCACCUGUUUCUGUCUGUGUACACCUGUGA
This is a messenger RNA of Haliotis rufescens (red abalone), 843 nucleotides long. Its product is annotated as keratin-associated protein 4-3-like. Bases 1 to 843 code for a protein of 280 amino acids. The transcript has a single exon. NCBI's taxonomy places the organism in Eukaryota, Metazoa, Mollusca, Gastropoda, Lepetellida, Haliotidae. The record is from RefSeq and is a predicted model, not a curated record.